AUGGAAGUAUAUAAUGGCAUUGUUGAACGCCAUUAUGGACCUAGUAAAUGGAUUCCAGUCUUUGCCAGGCUCGCCUGGUCCCCUCCUACCCUCUUUGGCCCAGACCCCCUCAAGGACCGCAUUAAUGUGUUCACUGAUGUUGGAAAAGGGGGCGUGGCAGUCAUUGUUUAUCAGGAUAAACAUCCAAGGCAUAUUUUCAGGAUACUUUUUCUCGGACCGCAUGGGCUACAGCCCACACUAGAGAUUGAACACAGGUUACAGUGUGAACAUAUGACCAGAAGAAAGUUUAUUCUUGCCUCAGUUCUUGCUCUCCAAAAUUCAAGUUUUUUAUACCCUUCAUGUCAGAAAUGCCUCUCUCGGAUAAUCGUAGUCUCCAGAAGUCUACUUGUCCAAAAAUGUGGCUCUACUGAUGAAAUUGAAAAUGUCAGAUUCAGAUACAGACUUUCCUUAAAAGUUGCUGAAUCAAACAGAUUAUUUGACAUCACUGUAUUUGGAAGCUGCCUGGACAGAUUUUUUGGUCUUACAGCUACUGAUUUGCACAGUUACCUGCAGGAACCUGGUAGGACUCAAAAAACUCUGGACUGGACUGCAACUCAGAACCUACUCACUAAAGCAGUUCAAACUUCCUUUGUUGGACAGAGCUUUAUUUUUGGAGUGACGAAUUUUGAAAAACAGUGUGGACCUGGUUCAGACUCCAGUAACUCCAGAAAGCCAUUCUCUGACCAACAUAAAGAAAUUAAAGCACUUGUAGCUUGCCAGAUUCUUCUUCCAGACCCAAGUCUUGCAGGUUUUACUGUUAUUGACUACUUCAAUCAACUUUUGCAGCUUUCAGAUUUUGGAAAACAUCAUUGUGACUCUUGCGCAUCUAAUAGCUACUUACUUGCUCUAGAACACUCAAAUAGUGAUCCCAGCAACCUAGAUGGAUCUGACAAAAGUUCUUGUCUUUUUGGAUACCAUAGUAGCAAGGUAUUUUCAAGAUCCUGGCAGCUUUCUUUGGAACUUGUUUCUAUUAAUUCACAACUAACAGAUGAUGAUAAUGAUUUUCAGGUUUUGGAAUCAAGCUGGGCUAUUGGGACUCAUCACAAGCACAAAAAAUGCCCCUCCUUUGCAAAGGCUACUAAUUCUGAUGGCUACUCUAGUGCUAUUCAAGGAUCAUGGAGCCUUAUUUCAUAUAUGGAUAAGAAGGGUUUAACACAAAAGUUGAAUGAAACACUAGACUUACAAGCUCUUCAGCCAAGUACAGUUCAAAGCAGUCAUGGAAUUGGGAUUACCAAUUCUCAAUUGUUGCCUUUAAAUAUACAAGGAUCCCUGGAGACAAGAAACACCAAAUCAACCCACAGCACAAUAGAAACUAAAAUUAAAUAUUCCCUAUUUAACAAACAGUAUCACCAACAUCAGGAUAUAGAUACCCACCUUAAUUUUCAAGGGAGAUCUGUGUAUAACCUACCUUCAUCACUCAAACAAGAAGAGAUAUCUCAUGGUUCCCAGAAUUAUGACAAUGAAAUUUGGGAUGAGCUGCCAUUUUCUGAAAGCUUAAACAAAUUUCUGGCAGCUACUGAAAAUGAGAUUGCUCUGUCUAAACCUAAUGCCAGUAGUGGGAAUUUUGACCUAGACAAUGACAUUAAUAAGUUACAUGCACACUUCAAAAAGUUUUCUGUGACUCCCCAAAGAACCACUAGAACCUUGCAUACACUUCCUGUUGAUUUAAGAUUAUCACAAGCUAAAGCAAAUUCUAGCAAAAAUAACAACCUUUCCUACUGUGAAGCAAAUCCGAGUUCUAGUAUUCGGAUAGAUUCGCCACCAAACAACACAGCAGCAACUGUCUCUAAAAGCAGAGAUAUAUCUGACUUUUUUCUACCAAAUGCUUAUCUCUCAACUAUAUUUUCAUCUUCAAAAGGUUUAGGAAAAACAGGUAUUUCUAAAUGUAUCAAAAUUCCACCACAUAGAACUGGAAUUUCACAUAUAAACAGUACUUCAGAGAAUGACCAUGCUUAUCUUGAUAUCCAAUAUUUCAAUGGACAAGAAGAAAAAUCACUUUUAGAAAUGAGUAAAAAGUUGAAAACUUUGCGCUCUAAGAGGUAUAGUGAUAAAUCUGACCUUUGCGAUUUAAAAAAUAAACAAUAUUUUACUUGGCUGAAGGAUCGAAGUGACUUUACAAUUUGCAGGAAACUUACUUAUCCUUUAGAAGAUCUUUGCAGUACAGAUAGGUUGAAAGAAAUACCUUGUGAGCAAAUUGGCAAUAAUUUAACACAGAAUUGUCACGAAAGUAGCUAUGAUGCUUCUGCUGACCUCUUUGAAGAUAAUACCAAAGAAAUAGAUAUUGCAACCGAAAUUACCCAAAAUUCACAGGAUAUUUUGUUGCAGUGGGAAAAGUCUUUGACAGAUAGUCAUAUGGAAUCUGAAUUUUCACUGAAACCACUUUCUGGAAAUUUCAGUCAAUCUUCACUAAAGUCUUCGCAAAACAAGUCUGUCUCUUUGUACUCAAGAACAUACUUUUCUCCACCUUACUUUCAUUCAGAGUCAGACUGUGAUUUUGAAGAUAGUCAAGAUUUUGUUCCCUGUUCACAAUCAACUCCACUUGCAGGAUUCCACCAAACAAGAAUUCAUGGAAUGAAAAAAACUACCAAAAUGUUGCCUGACUUUUAUAUGGGUUGUGAUACUAACUACAGGAAAACAAGUAUUUCCCCUGAAAAUUACAUACAACACACUCCCCCCUGCUGUUCAAAAAGUAUUUUAUCACCCAAGCAGAAAUCUAAAGGUUCUCUUAUACAACCUGAGAUUUUCAACAACAAUUCUACAACUGGGUGCCUUGCAAUUGACCUUAGUGAAUACAUUCCUCCUUCCACACAAAAAGCAUUUUCUUCAGAAAUGUUUGGAUGCCAAACAUUGGGUAAAAGAUGCUUUACUCCUCUUAAUUCUGAUCAAAAAGAGUUACCAAAAAAGAAAGUGAAAUAUGACAGACAAAGAGCUGAAAAAGGUUUGAUUAAGAAAAAGUUAAGUUUAAAGACCGUGACUAAAAUAAAAGUUACCAAACAGAAGACUUCUAACAUGAUAAGUGGAGGCAAGAUUUCCAGAGAGUCGAUUUGGGGCCACGAUUCUUGUUUAGAAGUCAACUAUUGUCUUCCAUAUUCGGACAAGAGGCUUUUUUCAGUGCCUGAAAUGAACAGUGCUUGGUCUCCUGAAUUGUUUUAG
This is a messenger RNA of Suncus etruscus (white-toothed pygmy shrew), 3192 nucleotides long. RefSeq names its product DNA damage induced apoptosis suppressor (gene DDIAS). Lineage: Eukaryota; Metazoa; Chordata; Mammalia; Eulipotyphla; Soricidae. Gene Ontology annotation, cellular component: nucleus; cytoplasm. The record is from RefSeq and is a predicted model, not a curated record. Gene Ontology annotation, biological process: negative regulation of intrinsic apoptotic signaling pathway in response to DNA damage.